AUGAGAACUAAAAGUUUAAUUUGCCAAUCCAUAAAAUCUAUUUCAGGAUUAAGAAACUUUGAUUUAUUUCUGCAAAUGAUCUAUGCAAAUCUAUGCAAAUUAUCUAUGCAAAUGAUUUGGCCUAGCGGUACGAGCGUAGGAGGUUUACUGAAGAUCCCAGAAUGGGGACGAAGAAGGAUGCAGAUGAUGACACAGGAUGUAACAUGA
This is a messenger RNA of Clunio marinus, 207 nucleotides long. The record is from the annotation of a GenBank genome assembly. Lineage: Eukaryota; Metazoa; Arthropoda; Insecta; Diptera; Chironomidae.